Messenger RNA from Soboliphyme baturini, 198 nucleotides. The record is from the annotation of a GenBank genome assembly. NCBI's taxonomy places the organism in Eukaryota, Metazoa, Nematoda, Enoplea, Dioctophymatida, Soboliphymatidae.
AUGGCGCACACUCGGAAAUGCGCAAGUUCGAUCAGAGGCCUCAUCGCUCCACCGUUAGCGACGGCAUUUUUACUUAAAGCCGGUCCUUCGGUGGCGACUGGUCUUGCUUCCACUGCCGGGGUAGCACGUUACGAAUUCCCUGUUCGGCCUAGGCAGGGCUGGUCUUACCGGAUAAAAGAUGGUCAGACGGGUGGGUGA